AAGAUAAUGGCAGAAAAAUAAUAAUUUGGAACUGAAAGACCAGUCUCGGAAUGCAGUUCCCGUUCUUCGGUGGCCGCAAACACCAGUCCACUUAUUGGUCUGCUCCGGUCUCUCACCGCACUCCCUCACAGCAACGGAGCCUUAAGGCUUCCACUGCCAAUCUCCCUUCGCUCUUCACCUCUCUCCGUUGCCUGCAGCCAGAGAUGCCUGAAAGCCAUUAAAGAACCCAUUUUUCUUGUUGUUUUGUGUUCCCUUCCUCUCUCACUCUGCGCCAUGAAGGAAGCCUCAAAGCCUCCGAAGAGCUCCGCCGUUGUCUCCGAUCUAACGGCCCUCUUCUCCCUUCUCAGGAAGAGGAGGACGAAGGUCUUCCUUUAUGGCUUUGCCUUCGCGUUCGUUGCCUUCAGCGCUUAUUUGGCGUUUUGCCCUCCGGAGAAGACCUCCCCUUGGUUCAACAACCUCUUCACGUCCGCUUCCGUCUCCACCGCUCCCUACAGAUCUCAAAUAUCUUCCCUUUUCUCUUACAUCUUUCCCAAUUCCUCUUCAUCGCCAUCACCGGAGAAUGCGGCGCCUUUGCCGGAGGAUCUGCCGGCCGACGGCGGUGGGGCUGAGAAAGGCGGGAUCUUGGCGGGUAAUUUGACGGCAGAGGGCGUCGGUGUGGAGAAAGGUGGGGUUUUUCUGGCGAAGAAUCAGACAGGAAGUGGAAUUGGGUCUCAGGGAAAUGGAAUUGCGGUGAAAAAUCAUUCACCCACUGCAAUCGGGUUGCAGGGAGGUGGAGAUUCGACGAAGAAUCACUCGAUGGAGGGCGGAAAUGGGGUUCCGACGAGUGAUCAGGGAAGGGAUGGGAUUGGUUCUGCGAAAGCCACACUCUUGGCAGCAAAGAACCAGACAGCGAAUGGAAUACCUUCAAAGAACGAGACUAAAUCCGUAGUUGAUCCUACAAAAACAAGAGAUUUGCCAACGAAGAACCAGACUAAGGUUGGAGACAGAGACGAUUCCAAGAAAGAUGCAGUCUUGGCAGCUAAGAACCUGACAGUAACCGGAGCUCCUCCAAAGAAGAAUGAGACCACAACUGCAGUUGGUUCUGCGGUAAAUGGAGAUUUACCAUCGAAGAAUCAGAUAGAUAAAGGAGUCGCUUCAAAGGUAAAUCAAGUUCUUAAUUCAACAGCGACUCCUAAGUCUGGGGCUGCUGCAAAGAACCAAUCCAGCAGUGGGGUUCCCUCGAUUACAAAGAGUACCGGAACUACUACGGCAAAGAGUGAGGAGAAAGGGGCUCCAAGUUUAUCAUCUUCGCUCGUGAAAGGAAAUGGUCCGACCGCAGCAUCAGCUAGGGAUGAAGGAAAGAGACAGGUGGAUUGGAUCGGUGCUAUGAAAGGUUGUGAUAUUUUCCAAGGAAGGUGGGUGAAGGAUGAUUCAUAUCCACUCUAUCCCGAGGGCUCCUGCCCUCACAUCGAUGAACCUUUUGAUUGCUACCGCAAUGGCCGGCCCGAUCGGUCUUAUCAGAAACUCCGGUGGCAGCCUAAUGGCUGCAACAUUCCAAGGUUGAAUGCAACUGAUAUGUUGGAGAGAUUGAGAGGAAAACGACUGGUAUUUGUUGGUGAUUCACUGAACAGAAACAUGUGGGACUCUUUGGUUUGCAUCUUAAGAAACUCUGUCAAAGACAAAAAGAAGGUUUUCGAGGCCUCUGGCAGGCAUGAAUUCAGAACAGAGGGUUCUUAUUCUUUCGUGUUCAAGGAUUUCAAUUGUUCCGUGGAGUUCUUCCGCUCGCCAUUUCUUGUUCAGGAGUGGGAGAUGCCUGUAAGCAACGGCAAGAAAAAGGAGACGCUUAGGCUUGACAUAAUUGAGAGAUCAUCUUCCAAGUACAAAGAUGCAGAUGUUAUUAUCUUCAACACAGGCCAUUGGUGGACUCAUGAGAAGACCUCAAAAGGGAAGGACUACUAUCAAGAAGGCAACCAUAUAUACAGUGAAUUGAAUGUCGUCGAAGCAUUUCAUAAAGCUCUCGAUACUUGGUCAAAAUGGGUGGAUACAAAUGUCAAUCCCAAGAAAUCCCUAGUUUUUUUCAGGGGCUAUUCUGCCUCACAUUUCAGUGGUGGGCAAUGGAAUUCAGGUGGGCAAUGUGACAAAGAGACUGAACCCAUCAAGAAUGAGACGUAUCUCUCAUCAUAUCCAUCAAAGAUGACUGUUUUGGAAUCAGUGAUCAAGGGAAUGAAAACUCCUGCCUCCUAUUUAAACAUUACAAGAAUGACUGACUACAGGAAAGAUGCCCACCCUUCCAUCUACCGGAAGCAGCACUUGACUGAGGAAGAGAGGAGAUCUCCUGAAAGAUAUCAAGAUUGCAGUCAUUGGUGCCUCCCUGGAGUGCCCGAUUCAUGGAAUGAGCUACUAUAUGCACAGCUUAUCAUCAAACAGCAUCAAUUGCUGUAACCAAAAUUAAACAACCUGGGAUAAUAAAGUGGUGUUGUAUAUUAAUUUCAUAUGAGGUAAAUAAGUAAAUCAAUGAGUGGAUCAAACUGUCAAUGUGAGUACUUACAGAGGGAAAAAUACAAAUUUCUGGAAGAAGAAAGCAUUCAGUAUAAUUUAUUUUAUGCAACAAGAGAGGGAAAGCAAGCUGUAUUAGUGAGUUCUUCCUCACGUCUACAAAAUUCUUUUUCUGGCAGCUUUAGGCAUGUUGAUGUACAAUGUUAAUCUUAUGUGUUUAUUUAGAAAUAAAGAAUUACAUAUCUCUGUUAUAAAA
Molecule: messenger RNA, 2731 nt
Organism: Musa acuminata subsp. malaccensis (wild Malaysian banana)
Lineage: Eukaryota; Viridiplantae; Streptophyta; Magnoliopsida; Zingiberales; Musaceae
Product: protein trichome birefringence
Cellular component (GO): Golgi apparatus
Molecular function (GO): O-acetyltransferase activity
Source: RefSeq, a predicted model, not a curated record